This is a messenger RNA of Diatraea saccharalis (sugarcane borer), 1085 nucleotides long. The record is from the annotation of a GenBank genome assembly. Lineage: Eukaryota; Metazoa; Arthropoda; Insecta; Lepidoptera; Crambidae.
UUCAAAUUAAUUUUGAAGAGGUACAUAAUUUAGACGAUUUUUGUACUUCAAUAUGUCAUAUAAAAUCACUGUGCUGUAGUUUCCUGAUUUUAUUAUUUUAAAGAAGGUUUACUUAUUUGAGCUUGUGUUGCAGUUGUAUUGAUUUUCACAACUAAAAUAAUGGAACCAAAUCCUGUAAUUAUCGCCGCUACGGCUAAACAUACAGCAUCUCUGAUAUUUUUCCAUGGUUUAGGCGAUACCGGACAUGGGUGGGCUAGUACAAUAGCAGCGAUUAGAGGCCCUCAUGUAAAAGUAGUGUGCCCUACAGCUUCGACAAUGCCAGUAACAUUAAAUGCUGGUUUCCGAAUGCCAUCAUGGUUUGACUUGAGGACUCUUGAUGCAACUGCUCCUGAAGAUGAAGAAGGGAUAUUAAGAGCCACUACUCUUGUACACGGACUAAUUUCAGAUGAAGUUAAGGCUGGGAUUCCUUCUAAUCGCAUUCUAGUAGGAGGUUUUUCUCAAGGUGGAGCUUUGGCUCUUCAUGCAGCGCUCACUUAUCCUGAAAGAUUGGCUGGUGUAAUGUCACUGUCAUGUUGGCUACCGAGACAUGCUCAAUUUCCAGAUGGAGUUAAGGCACCAUUAGAUAUACCGAUUUUCCAAGCUCACGGUGAUUGUGACCCUGUUGUUCCCUAUAAGUGGGGUCAAAUGACAGCCUCAUUUCUUAAGACGUUCAUGAAAAACAUCGAGUUCAAUACAUACCAAGGUCUCACCCAUAGUUCAUCGGAGGCGGAACUUAAAGACAUGAGGGCGUUUAUAGAAAGAACUUUGCCCUCAAUUAAAUAACUUUAGAAGAUAAGCUCAGAUUUCAAUGUAGCACGCUGGUCGUCAGAUUAAGUGAUCAUUAAAUUAUAUAUUUAAAUAACAUUUUACAUAAUAUUUACUUAAGUUAUGAUAGAGUUUACAUUAUGUAUUUUCGGUUUUCAUGGUCAUAUAAGUAGGUACAACUGAAUAUGUUGCUCCGAUUUGGAUUUAAGUAAACCCAAAGCAAUAUGUAAAUGAAUUACCUAUCAGUAGAAAUGAAAUAAAUAUUAAAUAAAAUUAAAAUA